GAGACUGCACAGCUGAGCUGUCACUCUGAACGGCAGCCACAACCAGAAGAGACCCUGGAUUUCCAAUUAGAUCCAGACAACAACUUUUGUCACUCUAUGAGGGUACCUCCCCAGCUUCUCUAUUCUCCACCAUCCUAGAUCACCUGUCUUCUCCAUUCUGUGCCUAAAGCCAACAGCUUCCUAUAUUUUUCUUCCUUCGUACUUGCUGUCUACUCUUCCGCUGCCCUCUGCCCCAUUUGUCCCACCCCACUUAACACAUGUCCUCCACACAUGGACUAUGGAGUUCUCGCCUGGACAGGAAGAUGGUGGACAGGACUCUCCGGGAGCUGGAUGGCCUCAUUAAGUUCAGAGGGGACGCUCAACUCCACAGAAGUCAUCCCUACCUGCCGGAUAUCGCCCAGGAUAUAAAGGAGCUCAUACGCCAAAUUAUCAAGCAAAACCAUUGGAAUGAGCUGGGGAACAGUGCUUACCUUCAGGUCACCCUGCAAAGCCUUACUCGCAAGGCUGGGCACUGUGCUAACCUACUGAGGGGAGGCAGUGCAGCUCCUCACAUGAACGGGCCUUCAUCCAGGCGGAAUCUCACCAAGAUGUCAUUAAUCUUCAGUCACAUUUUGUCUGAGCUUAAAGCUUUUUUUCCGGGGGGACAAUUUCAAGGAAAUUCAUAUCGAGUUGUUAAACAAGAGGCUGCUAAAUUCUGGACUCAAAAAUUUGCAACAAGGUGCUUGGUGAAGUGGAGUGAAUUUAAAGCAGGACUUAACACUGUACACCCGGUAGGCGACGGACCCCUUGAAUCUGCACUACGCAGCACUAUUGACCUCACCUGUAAUGACUGCAUCUCGGUAUUUGAGUUUGACAUCUUCACACGGCUUUUCCAGCCUUGGGACACUUUAUUGCAGAAUUGGAUGUUGCUGGCAGUCACACACCCUGGAUAUAUGGCCUUCCAAACAUAUGAUGAGGUUAGAGAUCACCUGCAAGGAAGCAUACAUAAACCUGGGAGUUAUAUUUUCAGGUUGAGCUGCACACAUCUUGGACAAUGGGCAAUUGGCUAUGUGACAUCUAGUGGCACCAUUCUUCAAACCAUUCCACAUAACAAAUCCCUAUAUCAAGCACUGCAAGAAGGAGAGAAAGAAGGACUAUACCUGUACCCUAAUGGCUUGACCACAAACCCUGAUUUAUCCCAGCUCUCCAACCCAUCACCAAACAUAGCAAUUCAGGUGACACAGGAGCAAUGGGAGUUAUAUUCCGACAUGGAUUCCACAUUUGAAAUGUGCAAAAUCUGUGCAGACAACGAGAAGAAUGUUCGGUUACAGCCAUGCGGGCAUUUAAUGUGUGACCAAUGUCUGUCUGCUUGGCAGAAAUCUGAUGGUCUCACCUGUCCUUUUUGUCGCUGUGAAAUCAAAGGCAAAGAAGACAUACGCAUUACUCCCAAAGAAGAGCCUGUAGAGCAACAAACAUUAUCAGCAUCGUCUUCCGCACAAUCAAGUGGUUCAGACACUCAGCAGUUGAGUCAUACUGUUGAUAUAGAGGAGGAAGAGUGGAUUAGAAGAAGACCCCUUCCAGCCCCUCCUGGGAGUACCUCGAUGACCACUUCUUCACAACCCUCAGCUCCUGCUGAUCCAGUGUCAACUAGAGUUCUGUGGGUUUCAAAGUCAUCACCACCACCACUCCCACCUGUUCCACCACACCCACUGGUUCCACCAGUUCCACCUCGCAGAUCGAAUCUACAAGCAUCUGAUUUAAUCCGUUCCAACCAAGAGACUCAACGCUUUGCAAGUGGUGUUCAAGUAUCAAACAGAACCCAGUGGGCACAAUAGAAAGGUUCACUGCCGUCCUGUAAGGGACAACCACAAUAUGAGCAACAUAUAUCAUUAAAAUCUACUUUGCUCUUUCA
Molecule: messenger RNA, 1891 nt
Organism: Pelobates fuscus (common spadefoot toad)
Lineage: Eukaryota; Metazoa; Chordata; Amphibia; Anura; Pelobatidae
Gene: CBLC
Product: Cbl proto-oncogene C
Exons: 9
Coding region: 258-1814 (518 amino acids)
Biological process (GO): negative regulation of epidermal growth factor-activated receptor activity; cell surface receptor signaling pathway
Cellular component (GO): plasma membrane; membrane raft
Molecular function (GO): ubiquitin protein ligase activity; phosphotyrosine residue binding; SH3 domain binding
Source: RefSeq, a predicted model, not a curated record